AUGGCUGAGGAGAAGCUUCGAUUCCCAAUGCGUGGUAUCAAGGAAGAGAUGUUUGCAGGCUUUGUGCGCAACCUACCUAAGACUGUCAAAGAAUUCCUCACCGAGGCCGUCACAAUCGAGAAAACACUUGAGAUGCAUAGAAGGCAGUUUAACCGCAGCUCUUCAACAGUCAACUACUCCGAGGCUCAUGCCCUCAGCACCAAUGACCUGCACGAGACAAUCCGAGCGAUCGUGCGGGAGGAGCUGCGCAAGCUGCUGCCUUCACUGCAGCCUCAAGUGGAUUCAAUCAUCGUCAUUGUCCACGAGGAGGUGCCAGUGUACAUCAUUCAGCGCCUUGAAUCCGUACUUCAAGCAAUCGGGAGGUCCGUUGCUGCUCGUGAAGAACCUGGCAGGCUGUUUAACGCCAACCAGGCUUACGCUACAGCUGCCUGUGCCGCUGGUCCCUCGACCUCUUCCGAGGAAGCUGCAGCCGAGGCCAUCGAAGUUCCCACUUGGAGGGUGAACCCUAUCGCCAGCCUUUACUCUAUGGAAGGCACUGAGAACCUCGACGAUGAAGUCUUCCGAAAGAGGCACGCGAAGCUUGAGGCGAAUGAAAAAAGGCGCAAACGGUGGGACCUGCAACUACUUCGCGAGCAGCAGCACACUGAGCGGUUGCGGCGAAGGAUGGAGCGACGGGCGGAGAAACCGUCGACGUGCCCUCCGACUUUCUGUGGGGACCUCAAACAAAUUCACUUUGUGGAAGUCGUCGACGAAAUACCAGUGCAGGCCUUCGGACAACCGAUACCCGAGCUACAGCCCCGGGAGUUUCAGUUGCCAUGGGGGAAGCGGCACGGCGAGACAGCAAAGAAGCCCAAGGGACCCUGGCGAUAAGUGAAAGGAGUGAAACACUAAUGCUCCUGAACUUUCGCCGGAAGGACACCGGCGUGAGCCCUGCUCAGGACUGAGCCCCUGGGCACGGAGUGCCAGCUCGAAUCAGCUGACAGAAGACCUGUCAACGAGGCACCAAGACAGGUCGCCGGCCUAACUGCAGGACAACGUCGUCCAACCAGCACAAACUCUCGGCCCCGGGCCUAACGCGGCACGAACAUCGUCGAAGCGCGAAUGCGUUAUGCGCCGCAUGUGAGGAAAAUAGUCAUGAGUGUGGGAACAUGGUGGCAAUGCCACACAAUAAAACGGUGCACAUUCAUUGCUUGACACAUGCUAACACCGCUUCAUGGGAUGAAAAAAUGAAGUAUUGGUGGAGAUGUGAAGGUGCCAGAAAAACUCUUCAUUUCUCGCAUCUUGCAUUGGGCGUGGAUGUGUUGUUGAGGGCAUGGGGUGCUUGCUGCAGCCAAGCUGUUGGAAGACACUUCCAGCACCUCGGUUGUGGCAAAAGUGCUAGGUCAGCCAAGAUGUUGAAGCACGUUUGUUUCAGCAUCUUUGCUCCUCAAAGCAUUUCUGGUAGAACUGAGUAGUUCGCCCGAACCAGAAUGUUGGAAAGUCAUUACUUCCUACAUCUUGGUUCAUGCGACUAUGUUGCAAGUUUUACAAUUGCUGCUGCCUGCUAUGAUCACUGGUGUGAGGAAAUGAGAUCAUUGUGAGGGCUCAGUGAGGCUAGCAGAUAAGAUUACAAGUCCUCAAGUGCUGGCAAACUUGAUAGAACUUUUGUGCAUGCAGUCCCGCAGUACACCUUGUUUUUAGUGGCUAUAAUCAGUGAGUGUCAUGCACCGUGUUUGAAAGUGCAGAACUGCUUGUGGUAUCUUGGUAUGCCAAUAAAUGCAAAUGCUUGCAGUUGCACUUAUUGUGAAAA
This is a messenger RNA of Rhipicephalus microplus (southern cattle tick), 1789 nucleotides long. RefSeq lists its product as uncharacterized. The record is from RefSeq and is a predicted model, not a curated record. Gene Ontology annotation, molecular function: chromatin binding. NCBI's taxonomy places the organism in Eukaryota, Metazoa, Arthropoda, Arachnida, Ixodida, Ixodidae. Gene Ontology annotation, cellular component: MSL complex.